GUUUACAAAUUCAUAAUGAUAGUCUCUGUACUGUAUGUAGCCAGUUAGUUACUCUUCAAAAUGUCUUCUCUAUUUUAUAUUUUUUUUGUCUAGGUUGUUCAAUACGGUUUGGUAGUAAGCCAAGUUUUAACCAUGUCUAGUCAAUGUAGCUACUUUCAGCUAACGAAAGACGGUUGAGUUUGCUCACUUAACAUUUGGCGUUAACUUAGCCAACGUUUUAACGUUAGCUAUCUUAUUUUUUUCAAGAUAGCUUGCCAACUCACUCAAGUCAGCCAAGUUGACUUACUAAAAAAUUAAUUGGGGAGCUCACCCUGUCAGCCAACAUGAUUGUAUUGGAUUUACUAACGUUACUUAACUAGUAGCUUGCUAGCAUGCCAACAUGGCUGGUAUGCUACUAGAGUUUGCUUAGGCUAACGUUCGUGAGGUGUCAGACAGAGUGAGGUUUUACAAUGAGUGCCGAAAUCAAAGUAAAACGACAGUCCUCGAGGAAGAGGUCCAGGGAUAGUCUAAGAAGUCAUCUCACGCCCGUAAAGAAAAUAACCAAUGCUUCUGGACGACAAUGUCCUGACAACACAGGACAGAUAGAGCUUCCCAGAGCAGCUAUGGACGAAUCCAUGGAUGCAAAGUUUAGUGAGGUGGGUAGCAAACUAAUAUCACAAUGGUGCAUUAUACACUUUAUGUGGUCUGAUGAUGUUACUGUAAUCAACAUGAUAUUGAGUGAGUUACAAGUGCAUUUACUGUUUCUCAAUGUUGCUUUUUUGCAGUAUUGCAGUGACACUGAGGACUUUUUUGGGGGCUAUGACAGCAUUGUAGGCGACAGCUCUUUCCUGGCAAAGCUCGAUAGAGUGGAGCAGAACAUGAGACAGCAUGACAUUGACCAUGCAACCAGCAGAUGCCCUGUGGUUCUGCUGUGUGACAAACCUGACUUCACCUCACUGAAGUCUUCAACCGACAACUGUCCGAAACAAUCAUGUGAUGACUCAAUGACAGAAUCAAUCCUGGAGGGCUUAACGGAUGAUGCUUUCAUAGACGUGCCAAGCUCACAACUCGCCUUUCUACAAGACCUCCAAACAGCAGACAGGAACUGCUGUACAGAUGAGGACAAAACCUCCACGCCUAUGAGACAUCCUGAAAAGUCUGUCAGCACUGAAGAUAGAAAUGAGAGGCAUAUCGCCCCCAAGGCAAAGAAGAGUGUGUCAGAUCAUCUGAAAAGAGCUAUGAUGGCUAAUGCAGCAGCUCCUUCUAGUUUCUCCCGGACUGCAGUGCAGAAGGAGGCCGUAGUUACAGAGGAGAUCAACGUUGCCAUGCAGGCUAUGGAAUCUGUCUCCAUGGAGACAACAGACCUUGGGCCUUUCUUUGGUCUUCCCACCAAAGUUAAGGAGCUGAUAUGCAAUCUCAAAGGAAUCAAAGAUUUAUAUGGUGAAUAGCUUUCUAUUCCUUUUCCCUGUCUAAUUGCAUGUCCUCACUAUAGUUCUGCAUCAACUUUAUCUUGGCUAUGUUUUCAAAGUGUCUGGUUGUCUUGCUAAGUGUGAGUAAUUUGAUCUCUUGCCCUGCUUCAUAUUCCAGAGUAUCAUCAAUAACAAUGCUCUCUUAUAUUUCAGAAUGGCAGAAAACUUGUCUAAACCUGGACUCAGUUCAGCAGAGGAGAAACCUCAUCUACUCUCUGCCCACCAGUGGUGGGAAGACUCUGGUGGCUGAGAUUCUUAUCGUCAAAGAGCUUCUGUGCAGAAAGAGGGAUGCCCUUUUCAUCCUACCCUACAUAUCUCUAGUGCAGGAGAAGGUAUUGUGGUCAUUAUGUUUUAUUUAUGAAAUGUCUAUAAUUCCCCUUUCAUCCAACUGUACAAAGGGAUUAUAAUUAAACAUUUGUCAAUGGCAAAUCUGUGCACUGUAUUUUGCAUGCAUUCCCAGGUUCGAGGGUUGGCCAGUUUUGGCCUGGAGCUGGACUUCAUGGUGGAGGAGUAUGCUGCCAGUAAAGGCAGGUUCCCUCCAGUGAAGAGAAGGGGCAAGAGGUCCUUGUACAUCGCCACUAUAGAGAAGGCACACAGCCUGGUAAACUCCCUCAUAGAGGCCAAAAGACUGGACAAUGUGGGGCUGGUGGUUGUGGAUGAGGUAUGCAAAUAUCUUAUUACAUUAACAUCUGAGACAUUAUCAUUACAAAACAUAGAAUAGUCACAAACUUGACACAAAAAAUGUAUCCUCUGAUGCCUUGUGUAUUUGAUGCAAUCAAUUAUACUGUACUGUAGUAUCCAAUUAUUUUGCAAUCUCCUUAUUAGCUCCAUAUGUUGGGUGAUGGUAGCAGAGGAGCUAUCAUUGAGAUGACUCUAGCCAAAGUGCUCUAUAUCAGUAGUAAGUGUGACUGCUAUUCUUACCCUCAUUAUAUUCAUGGUGAAUGACGAUGUUUUGAAAAUGUGUGGAAAACUGAUUUUCUUCUUUACACAGAGUCAACUCAGAUCAUUGGAAUGAGUGCUACUCUGGGCAAUGUCCAAGAUAUACAGAAGUUUCUGAAGGCAGAUAACUACACUAAUGACUUCAGACCGGUAUGAUAUUUCCUAACCACAGACUUGAUCUACGCAAUGCUAUUUUAUCCUCUGUGGUAUGCCUCCUUGUUUGUGAGAGUCCACGUACAACAUGAAAAUCACCCAACGUAUUCUUUGAAAGCUUAGUUAAAACCAAUAGAAGCUAGACUGCGUGUUGUGUACUCCAUUGUCUCUGUGAUGGUUGGCCACUGAUAGUCAUGGUGUUUCUGUUUCAGGUCGAGCUGAAGGAGUAUGUGAAACUGAAGGACAGCAUAUACGAGGUGGACCCCAAGGAGGAGGAGUGCUUCAGGUUCUCUCGGCUGCUGAACUUUAAGGUAUAAUCAUCCAUUUGAUUUGAAGAGCCAUCAAUUGUAUAUUUAAAGACAUACUGGACUCCAGUGCCAGGCAGUCAGCUUUUGAAGGCUGACACCCAUUGAAUUUGAAAUCUUAGCACCUGACUAAUCCGUCUGUUUUCCAGUACUCCAGUGCAAUGCAGAAGGUCGAUCAGGAUCAUAUUGUUGCCUUGGUGACUGAGGUCAUUCCAAGCCAGUCGUGCCUUGUCUUCUGUCCCACCAAGAAGAACUGUGAGAACGUGGCUGGGAUGAUCUGCAAGUACCUGAAAGAGUAAGAGGACAUCUUUAUAUUUCUCUUCUCUGUAUUCCAAAUUAUGGUCAGCCUCUCCAGUGGUUGUGAUUGUGUGGAUUGUGAUCGAUCCAACAUGCCACUUCUUCUUGAAUUCUCCAGGGACUUUAUCCUGCGCAAGCAGGCAGAGAAGGCUGUGUUGCUGGGUGAGCUGAGGAGCAGUGGGAACGGCUCCCUGUGUCCGGUGCUCAAGAAGACGGUGCCGUAUGGCCUGGCUUACCACCACAGUGGGUUGACCAGUGAAGAGAGGAAGCUGGUGGAGGAGGCCUACUCUGCUGGGGUUCUCUGUCUCCUCACCUGCACCUCUACGCUGGCUGCAGGGAUCAACCUACCUGCUCGGAGGCAAGUCAAAGCAAGGAAGCAUAACCUGUCCGAUUACUUUACUGCUACUAAGGCUACAAGGAUCAGCUUUUUUCACGAGACAUGUCAUAACAGAAGUUGCAUCUCUGUGUUAGAUUGUGACAGUUAUUGUAGACCUAAUUGGAUCCAUCAUUGUGUGUUUGAACCAGGGUGAUUCUGCGUUCUCCGUAUGUGGCGGCAGACUUCCUGAAGAGGAGCCAGUACAAGCAGAUGGUGGGGAGGGCUGGACGGGCCGGGAUAGACACUCAUGGAGAGAGUAUCCUCAUUCUACAGGACAAAGACAAAGUCUUGGUAAAUAACAGCUACAACCAUAACAAUAGUAAACCUAUGCAUGUAGUACUAUGGAAUGACAUCCUUAUGUUUACACGUUCUGACAUUUAUAGCUGACUCAUCUAAUGCAUUGCUCCUGUCCACCUUUUUGUAUUUUCAGGUCAAAAAGCUUGUAUGCGCACCAAUGGAGAUCUGUAAAAGCAAUUUAAUGCUGAAUAACGGAAAGGGUGUCCUGAGUCUCAUCCUAUCCAUCAUUGGAUUAAAUGUACUUCUUAAAAAUAUCCAUAAGUGAAUUAUAGAAAAAUCCAGUUCCCUUUUUAAAUGUCUCUUUUUAGCAAAUAACUUGGUCUUAAUGAAUGAAUUGAUGAUACUGUUUUUGACUGUUUUCUAUUGUCUAACUUCAGAUCACGAACAGCUUAGAGCAGGUCAGGGACUUCAUGAGUGGCACGUUGCUCUCGGUCCAGGUGAAACAGGUGUGCUUGGAGAGGAGCCUGUGGGAGGUGACACAGGAGUGUGUUGAGCUGCUGAAAGAGAAAGGCCUGGUCACCGUUUCCACAGAGCCACAGGGUGGGACUCUGCAGGUCACCAAGCUAGGAAGAGCUACUUACAAAGGUGAACUACUCUCAAACUCGCCAGAACUGGUGUUAAUUCCAUUUCUAUUCCCAUACAAGGAAAUUGUUCAUAGCAAUCAAUUUAAAUCCUGUUACAGAGAUGUUUUUUUUCUUCUAUGAAUCACACUAAACACUGUAGCAUUAUCUGCCCUCUCCUCCCCAGGCUCAGUGGAUCUGACCUACUGUGACGUCCUGUAUAGAGACCUGUCUAAAGGCCUGGAGAGCCUGAUGCUGAAUAGUUUCCUCCACCUGGUCUACCUGGUCACACCCUAUGACAUGGUCUCCCAGUGCAAGCCUGAUUGGAUGGUCUACUUCAGACAGGUUAGAGCCCAGGCCUGAUGUACUUAUUGGUUGUCUACAUUAAUUACAUGUAGAUUGGUAGGUAAAAUACCUCGAAUAACAAUUGAGUUUUUAUGCAUUUAUGAAAAUAUCUAAUAAUGAAAUACAUUUCGUAUAUAAUAUUGUUUUGUGCAAUAGUUUGUCUUCCGCAGUAUUUAGUACAGCAAUUAUUGUGUAAGAGUUUGUUUUGCUUAUCAAUUUCAGUUCACAAUGUUAUCAGCUGUGGAGCAAAAGAUGUGUGCAGCAGUUGGUGUGCCUGAGAGUUUCGUUGCUAGAAAGGCUGCUGGACAGAAUGUCAAGAAGGUAAGAAUAUUGAGGAAGCAUGGCAUGAUUUAAAUACUGUUAAAUCAAUAGUGUCAUAUUUUAUUUAUUAUUAUUAUUAUUAUAUUUUCACAGUUCCCUAGGUUGAGAGAUUAUCAUUGGCUUGGGGUAUUAUGAGGGCUUAUACUUGAGUACGUUGGCUUAAAACCAUUAUUAAAUUAAUCUCUAGAUUAAUCCUCUUAUGUUUUUGUAGCUUUUUUCUCUUAACCCCUAUAUGAAGGCAGACUUAACUAAUUUAAGUAAUGAAGAUAAUGAACCCUAAAUCUCUUGUGAUGUGAAUUCAAAUCUGCUCUCUACAACUGAUCAUUCAUGUAAUAACUGUAACGAGCCAAUUCUGUUGUACUAUGUCUACUGUCUUUACCAAAGAAGUAGGAAUCAUUCUACUUCUAUGGUCCUUCCCCUCUGCUCUGUUCCCCCAGAAUGUGGACCAGGUGGUGGUGAGCCGGCUGUACCUGGCCCUGGUGCUGCUGUCCCUGCUGAAGGAGACUGACCUGUGGAGCGUGGCCGACAGGUUCCAGCUCAGCCGGGGCUUCAUCCAGACACUACUCAGCUCCUCCUCAGUCUUCUGCUCCUGCGUGUUGCACUUCACCGAGGUAGCUACCAGCAUAGAUGUCAUAUAUUAUAAGGUUCCGUCCAAACAGAGCCACGUCCUAGUCUCUUAGCAGUGUUACAAGAGCUUUAACUUCAGUCCUCCAUUUUUGUCAUUUAGCAGACGCUCUAAUCCAGAGCAAUUUACAGGGUUAAGUGCCUUGUUCAAGGGUGCAUCGACAGAUUUUUUUCACCUAGUUGGCUCGUGGAUUCGAACCAGCUCGGUUACUGGCCCAACGCUCUUAACCGCUAGACUACCUGCCGCCCACUACUGAGAAUAGCUCCUAAUUUCUAUGUUCUUUUGCUUUCUCUUUUGACCCCAAUGAUCUCACUGUGCCCUCUCUCUGCGUUAUCAGGAGCUGGAGGAGUUCUGGCCCUUCAAAGCUCUCCUGACCGAGCUUACCCGCAGGCUGACCUACUGUGUCCAGGCAGAGCUCAUCCCUCUCAUGGAGGUAGCAGGAGUCAUGGAGGUCAGACUUUAAAAAAUCUCAAUUCAUUUUAUUGGCAUUAUAGCAUCCUGAUAAUGUCCUACUUACCUGGCAACAAAAGGUCCAAAGAAAACAUAUCCACAUCUUGGUAUCCAGUCAUAAGAGCUAUUGUCCUAGCCAAAGUUUUCCUGCAUUGUUCCAGAUGCUUUUUGCAUGCUUGUAACCCUUCGAUCUGCUUUUGACAGGGAAGAGCCAAGCAGCUAUACAAUGCUGGAUAUAAGACUCUGGCUCAUCUGGCCAACGCUGACCCAAACGUUCUCGCCAAGACUGUGGAGAACCUCUUCAAGAAGCAAGCCAAUCAGAUUGUUGCUUCUGCAAAAGUAUGACAAUAUACGUACAAUUGUGCUGUUGUUUCCUUCCUAAAUCCAUAUAGAGUGAAUACAAAAAAGGGUUAUAGAAAAUUGGAUUGAGAUGUGACAAACAUUUGCAGAAGUUGUACCCUAUUUGAUCAUUGUCCUCCUGUGGUGUCUGUUUCAGAUGCUGCUGAAUGAGAAAGCUGAUGCACUUCAGGAGGAGAUGGAUGAUUUAUUGAUGAUGCCUCUUAAUCUCCUCUCUUUGUAAUAUGUUGCUGCAGUGUAUUUAUUGUGUGAAGAUUACUUUUAUUUAGCUUGGUGUGUUAAUAUUGUUUUAUAGUGGUGUAUCAUAUUGUUUAUAGUUUAUAGGAGUGAUAUUAAAAAAUAUAUUUUUGUGAUGUGGAAGAUUUCUUUUUUUUUUUUU
Coregonus sp. 'balchen' is the source of this 6852-nucleotide messenger RNA. Lineage: Eukaryota; Metazoa; Chordata; Actinopteri; Salmoniformes; Salmonidae. The record is from the annotation of a GenBank genome assembly.